AUGGCAGAUCUCAAGUCCACUUUCUUGAAUGUUUACUCUGUUCUCAAAUCUGAGCUUCUCAAUGACGCUGCUUUCGAGUGGUCUCAUGAUUCUCGUCAAUGGGUUGACAGGAUGCUCGACUACACUGUGCCUGGAGGGAAGCUGAACCGAGGACUGUCUGUUAUUGACAGCUACAGACUGUUAAAAGAAGGACAUGCAUUAAAUGAUGACGAAAUUUUCCUUGCUAGUGCUCUUGGUUGGUGUAUUGAAUGGCUUCAGGCAUAUUUUCUUGUUCUUGACGACAUUAUGGAUAACUCCCAUACACGUCGCGGUCAGCCAUGUUGGUUUAGAGUACCCAAGGUCGGAAUGAUUGCAGCAAAUGAUGGAGUUCUACUAAGAAACCAUAUUCCGCGUAUACUUAGGAAACACUUCAAGGGAAAGCCUUAUUAUGUCGAUCUCCUUGAUUUGUUCAACGAGGUCGAGUUUCAAACUGCUGCAGGACAGAUGAUAGAUUUGAUCACCACACUGGAAGGAGAAAAAGACCUGUCCAAAUACACUUUAUCACUGCACCGACGUAUUGUACAAUACAAGACUGCCUAUUAUUCAUUUUACCUUCCUGUUGCAUGUGCAUUGCUCAUGGCGGGCGAGAUUCUGGAUAACCAUGUUGAUGUAAAGAACAUUCUUGUUGAGAUGGGCACAUAUUUUCAAGUUCAGGAUGAUUAUUUGGAUUGCUACGGUGAUCCUGAAACAAUUGGAAAGAUAGGCACAGAUAUUGAAGACUUUAAGUGCUCUUGGUUAGUCGUAAAAGCAUUGGAACUUUCCAAUGACGAACAAAAGAAAGUUUUACAUGAGAACUAUGGGAAGCCAGAUCCAGCAAAUGUUGCUAAAGUGAAGAUCCUUUAUAACGAGCUUAAUCUCGAGGGUGUGUUCAAGGAGUAUGAGCGUGCGAGCUAUGAGAAGCUUGUAACCUCCAUUGAAGCUCAUUCCAGCAAAGCAGUUCAAGCCGUAUUGAAGUCAUUUUUGGCUAAAAUUUACAAGAGACUGAAGUAG
This is a messenger RNA of Vicia faba (fava bean), 1029 nucleotides long. NCBI's taxonomy places the organism in Eukaryota, Viridiplantae, Streptophyta, Magnoliopsida, Fabales, Fabaceae. The record is from the annotation of a GenBank genome assembly.